AUGAAAUUCAACGUUCUUGUCGUUUCUACUGCAGUUUUAUUUUUCCAACAAGGGUUCGCUGCACCAACUGAAUCUCAAGCAUCUGCUCGUGUUUCUGCAUCUGCCCAUGUUUCUGCAUCUGUAUCGUUAAGCGCCUCUGCUAGGCCAUCAAUGACAUCCACACCUUCCAUAGAUUCAUCCAUCAUUACUGAGGCUUUGGAAAACUUGAUGUCACAAUUCGAUUCUCAAUUCGAUCUACCUAUUGACGACGAACAAGAUAUACUAAAUCUCGAAACGAAUCAACCCGCCUUGGAUAAUGCAUUGGAAGCUGAUUUGAUCCGUAAACUUGGUUGGGAAAAGACAGAUUCCCAAGUGUUGACGAAUUUCAUUGAAGCAGUGGAUAAGUUGGGUAAUAUGGUCGAUCAAGAAGGAAUGGAUUCUGCAACAUCAAAUAUGUUGUCUCAAUUUCAAGCCAAUGCACGUCAACUGAUAAAUAACGCUGGUUACGAAUAUCGUCUUUUAGCAGAUAAUCGUCGCAUUUUAUCCCGUGUCAGUGGUACCGAACAGAACACUUAUCGUGAAGAAAUGUUAAACACACUGAUUGAACGUCUUGUACGUGGUUUGGUCGAACUCCUCAAUAGCUUGCGCACUGGUCAAGGCAAUGCACCUAUGAAUACUGAAGUCAUGAAUCGUCUCGUAGGACUCAUCACAAGUGUACUCCAAUCUGUCGGUCGCUCUCUUCAAGAUUCUCUUUUCCCUCGUGGUGGUAACAACCGUGGUGGUCCUGGAGCUGGCAAUGUUCCCACUCCUGGAACUGGCAAUAUUCCCACUCCUGGAACUGGCAAUGUUCCCACUCCUGGAACUGGCAAUGUUCCAACUCCUGGAACUGGCAAUGUUCCAACUCCUGGAACUGGCAAUGUUCCAACUCCUGGAGCUGGAACUGGUACUGGCACUGGUACUGGAGCUAGUACUUUACCUGCUUUACCUAGCCCUGGAACUGGUGUUGGCCUUGGCCUUGGUAUUCACUAA
This is a messenger RNA of Halteromyces radiatus, 1008 nucleotides long. RefSeq lists its product as uncharacterized. Bases 1 to 1008 code for a protein of 335 amino acids. NCBI's taxonomy places the organism in Eukaryota, Fungi, Mucoromycota, Mucoromycetes, Mucorales, Cunninghamellaceae. The transcript has a single exon. The record is from RefSeq and is a predicted model, not a curated record.